AGAUAGAUCCAAUCCAACACUCUUCACUUUCUUUUCUCUCUUUCUUUUGUCUUUUUCGUUUUUUGUUUUAAAUAAUAUAUUAAAGGCGACAACAUUCGUUUCCUCGCCAUAGCCACAAAAGUUACAGUUUUUGUCGUUCAUUAUAUCCAUCCCAUUUCGCCCCCAUAGCCCUAACCCAUCUAUAUAUUUUCUAGAGAGAACUCUGUAAUUGGCAUUCUGGAAGAUGAACCAACAGAAUCAUGGAUUAGGUACUCCUUUAAAUGUUCCAGUGAAACGAAAACGUGGUCGACCAAGAAAAGAAGGAAGUGCAGUUCAAGGGGAGAAUGUAGCUGUAAUUCCUGAUUCUGACAAUGUGUUGUACUCCAGCCAAACAACUGGUACAACUAAUGAUUGUGACGAUGAAAUGGUAGGGAAGUUAGUUAGUGGUGUCAUUGAAGGAACUUUUAAUGCUGGAUAUCUUCUUAAUGUUAAGGUAGCAAACACUGAUGCUGUUUUAAGAGGCCUAGUGUUUGUACCAGGUCACUUUUCACCUGUUUCUGUAGAAAACGACGUGGCUCCACAUGUCAAAAUGAUCAAAAGGAAAGAGAUUCAUAUUCCAGUUGUUAACCCACAUGCAGAGAUACAUGGCUCUUCUGUUCCCUCAUCGGUACAAUUCAACAAACAACCUUUUGAGCCAGAAUUACGGGUACCUGUGUCUGAAGAGCUAGUGCCACCAACUGAUAUUCAUUCUAGCAUCUCAGAAGUACCUGAGAAUCAAUCUGCCUCUACUUUGAUAGCCAUUUCAAUUUCCAGUGGAGGAAUUCCACAGGGGACAUCUGAACCUAGACAUGUGAAUCAGUCCACGUCUAUCAUGUCAGAGUUUGAUCAUGACAAAACGAUCAAACAAGAUGAAACACUUCAUGAACUUGAUGCCUACACACAGGUAAAAGAAUCUGAUAUGGAUGGUGGAGAAACAAAAGACUCAGAAGCGGCAUCUGAACUCAUCAACCUGGUUCCAUCAAUUGACAACACCAAUAAGGAGAUCGGAACUGGACAGCAGGUUGUUCCUUGUGUACAUCAUCUGAAUGAGGUGGUUCGUGGAGAACCAAAUAUAUCAAAUAUUGAAUUCAACCUGAUCCCUCUAUGUACUGAACCUGAAGUCUCGCCAUCUGAACAAACUAGUAAAAUUGUUAACUACUUCGAGGAGAAGCAGGAGUUGCCAAAAACUGAUGUGCUAGAAGAUACAAAGGCAGAGCUUGCAAUUGAGACUUUAAGUAAUGUUGACAGCUCAAAUUCUAGUGGAAGACCGAAUACUGAUGUCGAUAUUCCUGUUGUGGGAUCAAACCAUGCACUUGUGGCCAGCGAACCUGAAUCCAUGCCAUCUGAAGGGAUUGGUAAAUUUGUUCCUUCUGAGUCCAAAUUUUCAUAUGAAGGACAUGAUUUGUGGGGGAGGAGUGGUCCCCAGAACCAUAGCUCUUUUGGAGACAUUAAUACAGUGGAUUUCAAUCAACCUACUGAAGCUUUAGCUAAUCCAAUGGAAUAUGACAAACAGAUUGGAUCAGGCACUUGAAAAUUUUAGCUGGAAAAUA
Vigna umbellata (rice bean) is the source of this 1568-nucleotide messenger RNA. RefSeq lists its product as uncharacterized. The record is from RefSeq and is a predicted model, not a curated record. Lineage: Eukaryota; Viridiplantae; Streptophyta; Magnoliopsida; Fabales; Fabaceae.